AUGAAAAAGUUUGUCAAUGGCAAGAUAUGGCAGUGGUCAGAUGCUUUCGCGCAAUGGAUGAUUGUAUCAGACGACGGCUUCAUUAUCUCCGUAGGGAUUGGGGAACCUCCUCCUACCGAUGAAACAGAGGAUCUCCAUGGCGCGCUGGUGCUACCAGGGCUACACGACUCGCAUAUUCACGUUUCGAUGCUUGGGGAGAGCGCAGAGUGGCUGGACCUGUCGGGAUGCUCAUCUUAUGUCGAGUUUUCAGAGCGUCUUGAACGGUAUGCCGCCCAUUAUCCUGAAAAGGCCUGGAUUAUUGGAAUUGGCUGGGCUCAAGAUACGCUUUCGAACGAUGCACGGUAUCCGAAUCGACACGAAAUUGAUGCCGUGAUUCGGGACCGACCAGUACUUCUACAUCGCGCGUGCUGGCACAUUGCUGUAGCAAACACAAAGGCGCUUCAGAUUGCAGGGAUAAACGUAAAUUCUACAUGUCACGACAUAGAUCAUGGAGUUAUCGACGUGGAUGAGAAGGGAGUGACUGGGGUGCUGAAAGAAGAUGCUGUGCAGAUAGUGGAAAAGCACGCGAAUGAGCCGUCGUUAGAACUGCGUCUGAAAUAUAUUAAAAAUGCGUUGAAAAGGUGUGUGCAGUCAGGUUUGACUGCACUUCAUACAAACGACGAAGAUGCAUGGCAUUUGUAUAAAAAGAUCCAGAAAGAGGAAGGUUUGCCAGUCCGUGUGUACCUCACACCAUCAAUUAAUGAGCUGAAUAAUCCUCUGACACCAAAAGCGGGAGCCUGUGAAGGCCUUUUGUCAUGCCACCGCUUGAAAAUAUUUAGCGACGGAAGUCUAGGCGCAGAAACUGCAGCGCUCCGAGUUCCGUAUAAGGGCACGAGCAACAAAGGAAUUCUUAUAAAUACGAAUGAGGAACUUGUAAAAAAAAUUCGCAAUGCAAAUGAUGCUGGUUAUCGAGUCGAGAUACAUGCCAUUGGUGAUCGUGCGGCCGAGCAAGUUUUGAUGGCUUUAAAGUCAGCCAAUGUGGGCAAGGAAAGGCGCCCGAUUUUGACACACUGUCAAAUUCUUGGAGAAGAUUUGAUCUUUCGGAUGAAAGAGCACGGAGUCAUUGGGAACAUCCAACCUUCAUUUACUGUGACGGAUGCAGCCUACGUUCGCAAGCGCUUAAAUGAUGAUAUUCUUCCGUAUUCGUAUUGCUGGAAACGUAUGCUAGACAAUGGUAUUGUGUGUGCUGGUGGAAGUGAUGCACCUGUCGAGACCUGCAACCCGUUUCAAGGUAUAUAUGAUGCUAUCUACCGCCACAAGCCUGACCGACCCGAAGACGUCUUCUUGCCGCAGGAGCGCUUAUCGUUUAGUGAAGCUUUAGCACUCUACACAAAAGGUGGAGCGUUUGCAGCAAUGCAAGAACAAGUUCUCGGUCAACUUUCGCCGAAGUUCCGUGCGGAUUUUGUGGUUCUUCGUAAGGAUGUGACUUCUAAUCAUGCUGCGCUCGUGAUGCCAGACCUUGUAGAAAGCGUCUGGGUAAAUGGGAAAAAGACCUAUCAGUAUGAUCCAGCUGCUAAUGAGCUAAAUCACAUGGUGAAAGACCUAAGGUCUAGCCUUCUGCCAGGAGUAGUAUUUCAUGGUAAUUAUGCCAUUAACGCAACGUCUCCGCGCGUGAACAAGAAGACUAUGAGUGAAUAUAUUGGAACUACUGUCGCUCUUGUGGGUGCUGUAGAGAGUCAUCGACCAACUGCUGUCGUCUUGCGCACUUCGGAUGGAGGGAUCGUAAACGUGACGCCACAGCCUGGGAGUGACUAUGGUAGCAGAUUUGUUGAAGUAAUUGGUCGUGUUAUUGACAGCGAGACGAUCCAAGAAUUUAAGACUACGCUUUUUGGUGAUAACUUUGACCUAGAUGUGUAUGACAACUUUGUGCAACUCUCAACCACCAAGUACAAACAUUUAUUUGGGUAA
Molecule: messenger RNA, 1947 nt
Organism: Plasmopara halstedii
Lineage: Eukaryota; Oomycota; Peronosporomycetes; Peronosporales; Peronosporaceae
Product: metal-dependent amidohydrolase 3
Exons: 8
Coding region: 1-1947 (648 amino acids)
Biological process (GO): DNA recombination; DNA replication; DNA repair
Cellular component (GO): nucleus
Molecular function (GO): hydrolase activity, acting on carbon-nitrogen (but not peptide) bonds; DNA binding
Source: RefSeq, a predicted model, not a curated record